This is a messenger RNA of Brienomyrus brachyistius, 2183 nucleotides long. RefSeq names its product probable G-protein coupled receptor 19. NCBI's taxonomy places the organism in Eukaryota, Metazoa, Chordata, Actinopteri, Osteoglossiformes, Mormyridae. The transcript has 3 exons. Gene Ontology annotation, biological process: G protein-coupled receptor signaling pathway. Bases 335 to 1591 code for a protein of 418 amino acids. The record is from RefSeq and is a predicted model, not a curated record. Gene Ontology annotation, molecular function: G protein-coupled receptor activity. Gene Ontology annotation, cellular component: plasma membrane.
CACGUGACCACAAAUCACGUGACACGCGCCGCUCCGGGGGAAAAAUGGGUUGAUAACCGAGCGCAUCAUCCAGCCAGAAGCGGCUCGUUGGGAGUUCAGUUAAAUCAAUUCAUUUCUAAAGGGGCACGGCGGACGAGGAGGCAAAAAACGCUUGCUGGAUUCAUGCCACCGAGUAUAACGAAGACGCGUCUUGUGCAAGGAUGGCGAGCAACAGCAUCCUAAUGGUGUCACGUUUUGCUGGAAGAGCUCAUUUGAGGCGUGUUUGUACGCAAACCAAGGUUGUCUACAGAAUGCCAAAGGUAAACUGCUGGAUGUUUUCUUUGAAAUGCUGUAAAUGAUGCUGCAUGCUCAGUCAACAGCUACCAUCAAACCACCCCUCCACUCAACUGUCCUUUCUUUUCUAACGUUCUCCAACUCCAGUCCCUCAGAACAUGCUUUCCUGCUGACUGGCACACCAGCACCGGCUAACUGCAGCUCCUUGUCCAUCCAGCAGCAGAACAGCUCCCUUGCCUCGUACGUCCUGCCUUCAGCAGAGGCGGCCACCCUCAGCCUCAUCUUUGGGGUGCUAUGGCUGGUCUCUGUCUUUGGCAAUGCCCUGGUCUGCCUGGUCAUCAACCGCAGCCGGAGGACUCAGUCCACCACCAACUACUUUGUGGUGUCUAUGGCGUGUGCCGACAUGCUCCUCAGCUUCGGUUGUGCUCCCUUCAUCCUGCUGCAGGUGAAUUCCACCCAAUGGAUGCCAAAUAACAUAAUGUGCAAGGUCAUCCGCUACCUCCAGUAUCUGUGCCCCGGUGUACAAGUCUAUGUUCUCCUUUCCAUCUGCAUGGACAGAUUCUACACCAUUGUCUACCCACUAAGCUUCAAAGUGUCCCGGGAAAAGGCUAAGAAGAUGAUCCUGGCUUCCUGGAUGUUUGACGCAGCCUUCGUAUCUCCAUGUUUCUUUUUCUACAGCUCUUCACAGGACGGUCACUGUAACUUUUUCCUACCGGAUACCUGGGAUGGGAUCUCUUAUGGUGUCACGCAUCUCCUUGUUGGAUUGGUGGUUCCUAUGGUGCUCAUACUUUUGUUCUACCACAAAGUUGUCAAGUACAUCUGGAGGAUCAGCACCGACGGGUGCACUGUGAGACGGACGAUGAACAUUGUGCCUAGGACUAAAGUCAAAACUAUCAAGAUGUUCCUUAUGCUCAACUUUGUGUUCCUCCUCACCUGGAUUCCUUUCUAUGUGGCCCAACUAUGGCAUCCAAAAGAGGACUUUUCCCGACAGGGAGUGCUGUUCUUCGUGGCCAUCACGUGGGUCUCUUUUAGCUCCGCUGCAUCCAAACCCACCCUAUACUCCAUUUACAACCCCAGCUUCCGGCGCGGGAUGAAGGAGACCUUCUGCAUGUCAACUAUGAAGUGCUACCGCAGCAAUGCCUAUACCAUCACUACAAGCUCUCGAAUGGCUAAGAAGAAUUAUGUGGGGAUACUGGAGGUCCCCGUACCACCAAAGUCUGUCACCAAAGACUCAAUAUACGAAACCUUUAACCGUGAGGCAAAGGAGAAGAAGUUGGCUUGGCCCAUCAAUACCAAUCCUCCCAAUACAUUUGUGUGACAAACAGCUUCAUAUAAAAAGACUAAGAAACGAAUAUAUGAAAAUAAGAACUUAAGCUACCUUUACACUAUCAAAUUUUUCUACAAUUUAGUUGUCUUUGUUUGUUAUGUAUAAUGUCCCAACACUUGCCUAUAUACUGCCAGUCUGGCAGAAACAAAAAGUGCUAUUCAUGAAAAUUACAAUAACAUUUUUAAGAAGAACAAAUGUAUUGAUCACCUUUGUCUUAAGUUUCAGCGUUUUGAACUGGUGCAGGUCAAGCCCAGUUUUUCCUGAGAUCCAAGAAUUAAUGUUACAACAAGGUGUCGGGUGACAUUGUGGUUGACCGUUGGCCUUCAGGCGACGCUUCACCUGUCAAAAUGACCCUCCAUUGGGCUAUGACUCCUACAUUGAAUUUGAGGACUACCUAUGCCUUGUGUAUAUUCACUGUGCUGCCGGUACUGAGCUGUGAUUGGUCAACCGUCAUGUGUUACAUAGAGUGUAUUUCUCAUAAUGUACUGUGACAUACCAUCUGUGAAGGAUUCCAUUUUUUUCCAUUACUGUGGUCAGUCUCCCUGUUUUGUAAUGUAAUAAAUAGAAAACAUUGUGUAUCCAA